Mytilus californianus (California mussel) is the source of this 3990-nucleotide messenger RNA. Its product is annotated as toll-like receptor 13. Gene Ontology annotation, cellular component: membrane. Gene Ontology annotation, biological process: immune response; toll-like receptor signaling pathway; inflammatory response. The coding region runs from base 1 to 2055 and encodes 684 amino acids. Gene Ontology annotation, molecular function: transmembrane signaling receptor activity; protein binding. The transcript is spliced from 2 exons. The record is from RefSeq and is a predicted model, not a curated record. NCBI's taxonomy places the organism in Eukaryota, Metazoa, Mollusca, Bivalvia, Mytilida, Mytilidae.
AUGACUCAUCUUAGACGCACGAAUCAAAACAGUUGGGAAAAUGCAACAUGUUCAUUAUUACAUUAUAUUCCGGCGCUACCACGAAACAUAGCCAAAUUAACAUUGAAAAAUAACACUCUAACGCUGAUCAAUCAGAGUGUUUUUAGUAAUAUUUCUUCAAUCAAACUCAAAACACUAUGUUUUGAGAACAAUUCAAUUGAAACAAUUGAAGAUGAUGCAUUUUCCGAUUUCAAAGUUUUAACCGAACUAAAUAUAACGGAUGAGAAGUUAUUGAAUGUAACAUCAUUAAAAUAUUCAUUCAAGAGUUUGCCUUUUACCACGAUUAAAAAGUUGUGUUUAGAAAAAAACGACUGGAAUGAACUUCCGCAGGACAUGUUUAAUUUUUUAUCAAAAGCUAAUAUCUUUAUGUCGCUUAAAAACAAUUUAUUGACAGAACUAAAGUCAAGUGUUUUUCUACCAAUAAGGAACCUACAGACACUACGUAUUGAAGAAAAUGAAAUUGUAUUUGUCGAUCUAAAUGGUCUUAGCACAACUGAAUUACUGGAUUUAUCAAAUAAUAACAUUUAUUCAAUACCGAUUUUUUGUAAAAACACCAAUAAAACGUUUGUCCCGCAGUUGAAAUACUUGUCACUUGCGUACAAUAGUAUUCGAAAAUUUUCCAAAGAAUCCUUUAGAUGCUUAGGCAAUUUAAAAAAUCUUAAUCUUGAUGGAAACCGUAUUCGAAGCCUGGGUGAUAAUGUCUUCGGGUUAUUAUAUGAUCUGAAAAGACUUUCAAUUGGAGAUAACCAGCACCUGAGACACAUAGACUCAUUUGCAUUUAGUAGUUCAUCACUAGAGGUUCUACGUUUGCAUCGAAAUCAUUUCAGAUUCAUUGAAAGAAAAUUCAAGAAAGGAGUUUCUAAUGCGUCUAUCAUUUUUAGAACUAUUCCUAAUUUGAAAGAAUUGGAUUUAUCUAAAAACCAUUUGACGGAUUUUGUGAUACUGAGAAAACUUUUUUCAUCCACACGAAAUAUACGCAAACUUAAUCUGGCAUCGACAGGUAUAAAAACAAUCCCAGACGGUUUUUUUCAAAAAAUGCCACACAUUGAAUGGUUGACAUUGCAUGGAAAUGAACUGGAACUGUUGAAGCAAUCAAUUUUCGAAAAUGUGUCUUCCAUGCGUGAGUUGUAUCUUGACGGAAACAAUAUUCAUGUUAUAAACGAAAAGUCGUUCCCAUCAUACUUACUGAAAUCUUUAGACGUACUAGAAUUAUCCGGUAAUCAAUUUCAAUGCACAUGUGAGAUAAAAUGGUUUUUAGACACAAUUAGAUCAACCAAUUUAUCAAUAAAAUUGAAGAAAAAUUGGCCGAAGUAUUACAUUUGCCACUAUCCAGAUAACCUAAAAAAAUCACUUCUUGCAGAUUAUUUUCCAACGACAGCAGAAUGUAAUCCUUUGAACAUUUUGUCUAUGAUAAUAAUAACUGCAUGUUCGUCUGUUUUAAUUUUGCUUGUCUGUGUCAUAUUGACCUUCAACUGUCAAAUAAACAUUAAAAACGCUGUAUACCUAUUUCGUUUAAAGCAACGUAUAAAAAAUGGGUACUUUAGUCUUGAAUCGUCAGAUGAUUUUGAGUUUGACGCGUUCGUUGUUUAUUGCGAUGCCGAUCGCCUAUGGGUCCAUGGGGUUCUGCUUAAACAUCUAGAAAAUUCUAACCUUAAUAUUUGUGUUCAUCAUAGGGAUUUUGAUGUCGGAGACACAAUCAUGAACAAUAUUGGAAAAUAUAUGGCGAAGAGUUGGAAGAUCAUCGUUGUUUUGUCAAAUAACUUUGCUAAAAGCGAAUGGUGUCAAUGGGAGAUUGAUCUUGUACAAGAGCGGAGGCGUCGACAGGGAAAAGAAGUUUUGAUAUUAUUAAUGUACCAACAGAUUGAUUCAAAACACAUGACUACCCCGCUUAGGACAUUACUCGAAACAACACCUUAUUUGUCUUAUAAGGAAGGGUUUGGAGAGUAUUUGUUCUGGACUGCUGUUAUGAAAGACACAAACAAACCUUUGAAUAUUCCACCAACUUCUAUUUUCUAAAAAAAAACCAGAGGCUCACGAGAACCUGAUAUCGCUUACCUGUAAUUUCAGUUUCGGGCAUUUGACAUAUUUGCUGAACAUUUUUUCCAUUUACAUUUUCACUCUAUCUAUUAUAUAUAUUAAAGAUAAUAACCAAACACAGUAAAAUGUCAUAAAAAUAAACUAUAUCGGACAGUAACCCUACAAUGGGUGGUCCAAUUGGUCUGAAAAUUUAAUAACAGAUAGAUUUUGACUUUUUUGUCACUUUAACUCAUUUCACUUUUGCUCUAACUGCUAUAGUUUUUGAGAUAAAAGCCAAAAACUGCAUUUGACCCCUAUGUUCUAUUUUUAGCCAUAGCGGCCAUAUUUGUUAAUGGAUAAAAAUUUCGAAUACAAUUUAUAAACCUGUUACCCUAAGGAACAUUCAGUUAAAGUUUAGAAGUAUUAAGCCCAGUAGUUUCAGAGAAAUUAUAUUCAAGAUAAUAACCAGAAACAGCAAAAUAUCCUUAGAAUUACGUAUUUAGUGGGAGCAACCCAACAAUGGGUUGUUCGGUUCGUCUGAAAAUUUCAGAGCUGAUAGAUGAAUCUUUUUAUCCCAUGUCAGAUUUGCUCUAAAUGCUUUAGUUUUUGAGAUAUAAACCAAAAACUGCAUUUGACCCCUAUGUUCUAUUUUUAGCCAUGGCGGUCAUGUUUGUUGAUGGAUCAAACCUUCAGAUACAAUUUAUAAACCAGAUACCAUAAGAAACAUUCAGUUAAAGUUUGAAGGUAUUCUUAUCUAGGCCUAAACAACCAAAUUAAGCUAAAUGAGCAUUUAAUCAAAAACUUUCUAAAAUAGUUGAGAACCAAAAAAGACAGACAUGAAAACUAUAAAAGAGAGACCAGCAAGUCAUAAAAGAGAGACUAUCAAGCGUGUGAUUUUUCAAAUAUAAAUGAUUGUUUUGUAAAUCAACACACAAUUCUUCAAACUUAAAGGCUAACGCAUAUAGAAAAUAAGAUAUAACUGAAGAAUACUUUGUAAUGAACAGUAUCAACAACACUUAAACUUGUAACUAUACAUUGUCUGCAUGUCUGCCGAUUUGGAAACAUUUUCACGUUUCAGUCAAACAAGCUUGCUUUGAAAUCAUAAAAUUCAAGGACAAAUAUGUAACGUCUCCCGUUCGGUUUUGUCCUCAAUCUAUAUUUAUUUAACAUUAUUUAUGUAAAAUAUGUACAUGAUGUAUUAUCCCUAGUUUCCAGAUCAUGGGUCAAAUACAUAACAAGAUGAUUAAUUAUGUUUCAAUUACAUACUAGUUUUUUUUUCAAUUAAAUUGCAAUUACAAUUUCAUUUCAUUUCAAAAUGUUUUUUUUUUACAUGCAUUGUUUAAUAUAAACAAAUUUGCUCCAGCAUUGCUUUAAAUUUUAAAAUUUCAUAUUUUGUUGUGGCAUAUUAUACAAAUAUAUACAAAUUUCAAAGACAUCUGCUAUUUGGCAUUUCAAGACCAUUGAUCAAUUAUGUUCUAUCAAUUGUUGGUGUCUUCGUCAGAUUUACUAUCAAGUACAAUAAUUGGGUGGGUUUUUUUUUUUUGGCGUCUUUUUCAAAUAUAUUUGUAUAUUUGUUGGAUUUUAUGGUCAGAUGUGUUGUAUAUCUGUGAUGUAGUUUAAACAGUUUUGGCUUCUUGGUCUCAAUUAUUGCCACAUUUACUAAUAAUGUCUGUUUGGGUUGCUUACCCAUUGUUGUCAAUAUAACGGAACAACAAACAACUGUCAUACAAGUAGGAGGUUUUACAUACUUUAAAACCAAGGGCAUAAUUAAUGAAAUGAAACAAGAACAGUUUACAUGUGUGAGUACAUCAGAGAAACAAUGAACGUUUUAAACUAUCAAUCAAAUAAUUCAAUUUGAAAGAAGCUUAAUUACACAUCAAUUUAGAUUAUUUUGGAAUUUGUAAUUGAAUUCCAGGUCUGCUUAUUUCAUAAAAU